This is a messenger RNA of Hemibagrus wyckioides, 1045 nucleotides long. It is a transcript of the gene and3, whose product is annotated as actinodin3. The transcript is spliced from 4 exons. The record is from RefSeq and is a predicted model, not a curated record. Bases 6 to 932 code for a protein of 308 amino acids. Lineage: Eukaryota; Metazoa; Chordata; Actinopteri; Siluriformes; Bagridae.
CUGAGAUGUUCUCCUGCUCAAUGACUGUCACUGGGGCUUUGUCCUGUAUCUUAAUCCUGCCUUAUCUGCAGGCGAAGCCUCUCAUAAAGUUGGCUGAUAAAAUUAACGAAUCAAGUAGGUCUGUGAGUAUUGACUCAUCUGAAGCGCAUAACUUCCUGGCACGUUCUCGCCGUUCAACUGAUGUGAAAUGGUACCAAAAGGAUCCAGACUUCCAGUCGUACUACAGAUACUACAGCAGCAUUGGACACGUUGAGGGCCUCUAUGAGAUCGACAAGAUCCGGAUGCUAUACCAGCAGAUGCAUCACCUGGAGCAGACCUACGGCACAGAUGCCUCCAACUACCAGAACAUUGCAGACCUUUGGAUUCCCAAAGCCACUUCUCCUCCUCCAACCACCAAACCUCCACCUCCACCCACCACCCAUCCACCAAUGCUGUCUCUUUCUCAGUCUGAGGUUAUAUACCUGUGCAACCACAUAGACCCACUCUGUAAGCCCAGAAUUGUGUAUGUGCCCACUGGUGCUGUCAUUGUUCCCUGUGAUCCACGCUACCACCACAGCUGUAAGCUAAGUUCUACUGAGGGCCUGUCUGAGGCCGCUGAGCCACACACCACCACCCCUCCAACUGUGCCGAAAACUCCCAGCAUUGUCAUGAGAGGGAUGGAGUAUGACUGUGACCCCUACUGGGAUCCUGACUGCUUGGUCGAAAAAAAACCAAGACCUGUGAAAGCGAAUGAUCCUCCUGUAACAAACCUCCCGAUGAAAUCUCUGCAUAUCAACAAAGCAGAAACAGAGGAUGAAGAAAAUGCUCCUGCUCCAUCAUCUGAGAACAAAGAAGCUUUGGAUGCUUCCUAUGGCCUCUAUGAUCCAUAUGAUUACUACAGGAAUCUUUAUGAUCCUUACCUUUAUGUUAGCCCAGCCCCGGGUUCUCAGUAAGACUGAGAAUACAUCAAAAAACAUAUAAUAUUGGAAAACCUGGGGUUCAAACUGGCAGACCAAAUAAGUGAAAAUCAUUUGAAGUAUUAUUAUAAUUUUUUGUAUACUUCACA